GAGACGGGGGAAGGAUCGCUGUCUGCGAGGCAAAUACAUCAAGUUCCCAUCGGUCAUUGCCAGCAGGUGGUGCUUUCUUCCACCCGGCCGGCAGACAAGAAGACGGCAAUCAACCAACCGCAGUCAGACUCAGAAUGGACACAGAUCUGAAAUCCGCAAUCUCCGUCUUCCUGUCAAAUUGUGAAGAUCACCACCUGUUCCGGUUGACGAGCUUCUACAUGGAGCGACUGGAGCAGGCGAUUGAGGAGGGUGUGGAGGGAGUCGGCUUCAUGUUAAUGGGCGAGGAUCACUUCACCGGGCGAGAGUAUCACAACGUGACUGAGCUCGCGGAAAAGGGAAUCCGAGCGGGCGCUUCCAAACUCCUCCUGGAUCUGGUGAUGGAGAAGGGCUCCGGGGCCCGGAGGGUGAUGUGGGAAUCCUUUGUGAAACUACAUCACCAUUUACCGAAGCUGAGCAGAAUAUUGAAUGAAAUACGGGAACGUGGUGACGACCAGUUCGCCUACAUGGACACUGAGCGGGGUAUAUAUGAAUUGCCCACGCAUCUGAAAGAUGUUCGACAGAAACACAUGGAGACUCUGCGGGCACAAACUGAAAAACUGAGAGUGAACACGAUCCUGAUGAGGGAGAAGGUGAAGGUUUUCCAGCUGGUUGAUCGAUACGCUGAGCUCACGGUCAUUUCUACUGUUCGAGAAAGGAGACUGGUAGAACAUGAGCUUCUGGCAAGAGGCAGAGACCAGGAGGAGUGGAGACAGAAACAUCUCCGCGGAGAGCUGGAAAAAAUCCGCAUUGAUAAUCUAUUUCAGAGCAGUUACUCAAAUAGAUUUUGGGGAAAAAUUAAAAGAUUAUUUGCGCGAUCAACUUCGGGACGUUCGGCAGCAGUGGCUGGAGUACCGGGGAUCGGGAAAACAACACUGGUACAAAAGAUUGUUUAUGACUGGGCCUCGGGGAAAAUAUACCAACAAUUCCAGUUUGUCUUCAGUUUCAAAUUCCGGGAUUUAAACUCCAUUAACUGUAGAAUAAACCUGAGGGAACUGAUUCUGGAUCAAUAUCCUUACUUUGUGAAGUUACUGAGAGAGGUCUGGAAGAACCCAAAGGGAUUGCUAUUCAUAUUUGAUGGUAUAGAUGAAUUCAAACACAGAAUCGACUUUGCUGACAGUCGGAGAGAUACAGAACCCAAGCACCAGUGCUCAGAUCCCGAGUGCUGGUGUGAAGUGUCGGACAUUGUGUAUAGUUUAAUCCAGGGCAAGCUGCUCCCAGGGUGUUCAGUGCUGGUGACCACCCGUCCCACUGCGUUACAUUUACUGGAAAUGGCGGAGAUCAGUGUCUUUGCUGAAAUCCUGGGAUUUGUUGGUGAGGAACGGAAGGAAUAUUUCAUCAGACAUUUUGAAGAUCAGACGGUGGCGGCAGCAGUUAUCAAACACGUGCAGGAGAAUGAGAUCCUGUACACCAUGAGCUACAACCCCUCCUACUGCUGGAUCCUCGGUCUGGCACUGGGCCCCUUCUUCACACAAAGAGUCAGGGACCCGCAGCGAGUUCCCAAGACAAUCACCCAACUGUACUCCUACUAUAUUUACAACAUCCUGAAAAACCACGGGCGUGAGAUUGAGAACCCCCGUGAUGUGUUAUUCAGGGUUGGUCAGUUGGCCUUCAGAGGAGUGUCCGAGAAGAAGAUUGUGUUUACAGAUGGAGAUUUGAUCAACUACAAUCUGCAGCCUUCCCAGUUCCUGUCCGGGUUCCUGAUGGAGCUUUUGGAGAGAGAGGAUUCUGCCCGUAGCGUGGUGUACACAUUCCCACACCUCACCAUCCAAGAGUUUGUAGCUGCAGUCGCACAAUUCCUUGAUCCAAAUCCCGGGGAUAUUCUGAAAUUCCUUACUGAAGUCCACAACACAGCAGAUGGGCGAUUUGAGGUGUUUCUCCGUUUUGUUGCUGGUCUCUCCUCCCCAAUGACUGCUCGGGGUCUGGAGGAGUUUCUGGGUCCAUUUCCUCAUGAAACAACCUGCCGGGUGAUUGACUGGGUGAAGGAAGAGAUUAAACGCCAGAGUGGUAACACAGAGAAUGAAGCUGGUAAAAGGAGCCUCCUGAACACAUUGCACUACCUGUUUGAGUCUCAGAAUCGUGGACUGGCUCAGGCUGCACUGGGAUCUGUGGAAUCACUUUCAUUCCGCGGAAUGACACUGACCCCGAUUGACUGCGCGGUCCUGUCUCAUGCCAUCGGACUCUGUGAAACAGUAAAACAGCUCAAAUUGGAGUACUGCCUAAUUCAGUGUGAAGGAAUCCAACGUCUGGGACCCGGGCUGCACAGGUGCCAGGAUUUGAGACUUGGGGAUAAUAAACUGGAAGAUUCAGGAGUUAAACUGGUGUCUGCUGCGUUGAGGAACCCGGAGUGUAAAAUACAGAAACUGGGGCUGGACUAUGUCGGUCUCACAGAUUCUGGUGCCGAAGAUCUCGCCUCCGCUCUCAGUAGAAACACAUCCCUGACAGAGCUGAACCUGAGUGGUAAUGAACUGGCAGAUUCAGGAGUGAAACUGGUGUCUGCGGCUCUGAGGGACGCGAAGUGUAAAAUACAGGAACUGUGGCUUCACAGUGUCGGUCUCACGGAUUCUGGUGCCGAGGAUUUCGCCUCCGCUCUCAGUACAAUUCCAUCACUGACGCAGCUGAGCUUGGCAUCAAACUCGCUGACAGACCGAUCUGUCCCCGCUCUCCGCCGCAUUAUACUGACUCUCCCGAGUCUGGAGAGGAUCUGCCUGAGUGGGAAUCAGUUCAGUGAGACAUGGAGGAAGGAAGUGGAGUCUCUGAAGGAACUUCGACCCGGACUGAGAGUGGAUCUGUGAAUAUCUGCAUGUGUCAACAUCACAGCCCGCGGGAUAGGGAUAUUUUGACCGAAUUUCCGCCCUCCCAUUAAUAGGCGCCCUCCCGUUUAAUUUCCAACCGUUCCAACGGACGCUGGCUCUAGCCAAGCCUUCUGUGACGUCAGAGAUGGCUCCACAGUGACACAAUAUCGCUUCACGUCCCGCGUUUCUGCUUCCGGCUGAAGUCCGGGUAAAGAGCUCCGACAAGUGCGACCUCAGGAAUUACACAGACAGGAAGACCCCGCGGGUGGGGCCGAGUUCCCCGGAUGGGAUUAUCCCAGGAGAGGAUGCUUCUUUUUAAGGAUUGGGCUGAGGCCGAUGCAUUCGGCAGUCUGGCCGAUGUAAUGAUGUUAAAUUAGCAGACACCUCGGCAUUGACCCUCGAUCUGCAGCGAUCUCAGACACGGCACUGUGAUUUUAUAAUCAAUGGGUGAGAAACGGGACUGUUUCUGCAGCCUGUCACUCGUUGUCGCCGAUCAGUUAAUUGUGUGUGACUGUGAGUGAUUCGGGAACAGUGUAUUUAUUCCUGCCCGUCAGCAGCGCUCACAAUGUUUAAUUUACAUUUGAGCUGAGCCGAACAUGUCCUUACCUAAGAAUUUACCCAGGGUUACCCAUUCCCCUCCAAUUUUCAGAUCUCCAUGUACGUGUACAAGAGUCUCUUAAAAGACUCUAUCGUAUCCGCCUCCACUGUUGCCAGAGCCCAUUUCACGCACUCACCACUCUGAGUAAAGAAAUUACCCCUGACAUCUUCUCUGUACCUACUUCCAAAAGCACUUUGUGGAGUCACUGCCUGUUUAUGGUCCC
This is a messenger RNA of Hypanus sabinus (Atlantic stingray), 3652 nucleotides long. RefSeq names its product NACHT, LRR and PYD domains-containing protein 3-like. The coding region runs from base 135 to 2831 and encodes 898 amino acids. NCBI's taxonomy places the organism in Eukaryota, Metazoa, Chordata, Chondrichthyes, Myliobatiformes, Dasyatidae. Gene Ontology annotation, cellular component: cytoplasm. The record is from RefSeq and is a predicted model, not a curated record. Gene Ontology annotation, molecular function: protein binding. The transcript has 10 exons.